Phyllostomus hastatus (greater spear-nosed bat) is the source of this 2533-nucleotide messenger RNA. It is a transcript of the gene FAS, whose product is annotated as Fas cell surface death receptor. The record is from RefSeq and is a predicted model, not a curated record. The transcript is spliced from 9 exons. Gene Ontology annotation, biological process: negative regulation of apoptotic process; regulation of stress-activated MAPK cascade; necroptotic signaling pathway. Gene Ontology annotation, molecular function: protein binding; tumor necrosis factor receptor activity. Bases 274 to 1212 code for a protein of 312 amino acids. Gene Ontology annotation, cellular component: membrane raft; external side of plasma membrane; CD95 death-inducing signaling complex. Lineage: Eukaryota; Metazoa; Chordata; Mammalia; Chiroptera; Phyllostomidae.
AGCCCAGGAGUUCCCCCAGCAAAGCUUCCUUCCCGGCCUUCACCCGAGCCCCCGGGGCUGGGGGAGGGGCGCGUCUUGUUCUGCUGCCUGCGGCGUCUCGGAGGCGCGGCGAGCAGGUGCUCGGGCUCCUGCAGAGGAGAAAGGGACUUCCAGGGCCUGGCGUCAGCGCCCGGGGCGGGGCCUGGCUCCCGGAGCGACCGGCAUCUGGAGCUACCCCGCGGGGUGUCAUUCUCCCGACACCGCUGACCAGAGCUGCCGGGAAUUUAAGAAGCCAUGUUCCCGGUCCGGGUUCUCCUGACCCUGAUACUUACUUCUGAGCUGUUGGAAUCCAGUCAGAAUGUUACUAAAAGGGAGGCUGGGUGCCCAGCCGGCCAACAGCGUGAGGGCGAAUUCUGCUGUCAGCCAUGUCUUCCUGGUGAACGGAAACGCAGUGACUGCAAGGCUGACGGGGACAAGCUAUUCUGUGAGCCCUGCCCAGAAGGGCGGGAGUACACAGACACGAAACAUUAUUCUAACAAAUGCAGACGAUGCAAAACUUGUGAUGGAGAACAAGGCUUUGAAGUGGAAAUAAACUGUACAACGACCCAGAAUACCAAAUGCAGAUGUAAACCAAACUUUUUUUGUAACACUCUUCUAUGCGAACACUGUGACCCUUGCAGCACGUGUGAAUAUGGAGUCGAUGAGAAAUGCACACCAACCCACGACACCAAAUGUAAAGAAGGAUCCAGAACCUACUUACUGUGGUUGUUACUCCCCCUGGGGAUUCUAAUAUUCGGACUAAUUUAUUGGUUUGUGAGAAAAUGCCUCCGGAAUAAAAAUGGUCACCAUGAAUCUGUACCUCCAAAUAUUGAAAUGAUCCCAAUAAAUUCAACAGACAUUAACUUGAAUGACUAUAUUAUCACUAUUGCUGAAAAAAUGACAAUAAAUCAAGUGAAAGAGUUUGUUCGGAAGAAUGGUAUCAACGAAGCCAAAAUUGAUGAAAUCAAACAUAACAACCCCACCGAUACAGCUGAACAGAAGGUCCAGCUGCUGCGUAAUUGGUAUCAACUUCACGGGAAAAAAGAUGCAUAUUCCACUUUGAUUAAAGGUCUCCAAAAAGCUAAUCUUCAUGCUCUUGUAGAGGAAAUUCAAGGCACAAUCCAAAAGGACAAUGCUGAUAAACAUGAAAAUGCUAACUCCAAUGAGGAAAACGAAAGCCAAAUCUUGGUCUAAAGUGAAAAACAACUAACUCCAUUCCGAGAAUAAUAAUCAACAGCAAGGAAAAUUAGUGUUCAAAUAUGUUUUCGACAAACAGAGGCUUCAAAUAUUGCUUGACUGUUUAGUGAAUAUGUUUUUUCCUCACUUACUGGACAUGUACAGCUAAUAUAUUUACAGGUCUAGAGGACCUCAUGUUUGUGUCUUCAGGGAUGUUUAAAAUCUAAACAGACCUGGUGAAGAAUAAAUGCAGGGGUGUGUUAAGUAUACAAAUAGGAGUGUUUGCAAAGACAAAAGACUGGGAUCGUGGUGUGGUAUCUAAUGUGUGUUCUGUAGAUAUGAACACCAUUACUGUGCGUGAUGACAAAGAUCUGUCUACAGGCUGAUCCCAUCCAUGAAUCAAUAGAAGCUAUGACCUCCUGAAGCAAUGUCACAAUUACCGGAGAGACGACUUUGCCUCUGAAUUGCCUCCCCAGCCCCGGGGUGAGGCUGGAGAUUCUACUGUAUAGGUAAACUUUGUUUAUGACUCAGUAUAUUUAGGGAAUGCUGGUGUAUACCUCUGAGUGCGGAAUUUCAGUAAGGUUCUACUUCGAAGAUUUUUUCAUAGAUGAUUGGCAUUUCAUUGUGAACUGUUUUAAUUUCGCAUUCACGUGGAAAAUGCAGACUCGAUUAUCAUGCUUGAAAUUUUAUAUUUGUGUGGCAUUUUACUGGCAUACAAAUAUAAUCAACUUCUUUCUCAAGUGCCAAAACAUUUUGAUCAGGGAUGAGUUCCUGGAGCUCUACCACCUCCCCAUUGUUUUCCCUGGAUGUACAUCUCGAAUGCCUCUACCUCUCACACUUGGAAGCCUCAUCUGUGAAACAUGGACAGCCACUGAGAUCUGUUGCUGCUCUUCGAAGCUUCUAGCCUGGGUUGGAGAGACUCAGAGUCUCUGCUUGCACGGAGGUCAUUUUUUGGCACGUCAUGAACCCGUGUUCUACCACCAAAGCUGGUAAAGUGGGCUCUUCUUUUGCUCUGUCCCCCACAAAAUAGUCAGGACCUCCCCAUAUUUCUCUUGCUACAAGUGCAGCUUAUGCAUCAGGCUUUAGGGCUUGUUUUUGCUAUGUCCUGCAACUUCUUAGACACAUAAGCCCCUCUCCCCUUCUCAAGAACUCACAAAAUGUGUGUUAAUUUUCAUAAAGACUAUUUAUAUUUAUAUUGAUAUAAAUGGAAGGGGAUUAAAAACUAAGACAGAUGCUUAGAACCACCUAAAGAAUUUUCAUUGAUGGGAGAUUUUUGCUCCUUAUGUUUGAAAAUGUAAAAUAGAUGUAAAAAUAUUUAAUUAAAAUUAUGUUUUUGAUA